AUGCUGCUCAAGUCAAUCUUGGCACUCCCAACCUUGCUCGGUGAUCUUCUGUUAUGGGGGUAUUCGCUUAGAGUGCCCGAGCAGCAAACUCUCCAAGUCCAUCAGUCGCCAAAGCGCGUAGCUGUCAUAGGUGCCGGAACCGCAGGUCUCUCGUUCCUCAAAGUCGUCAAAGACUAUAAAGCAGGGUAUAAUCUCGACUGGGACGUCGUCCUGUUCGAGAAACGUCACGAUGUGGGCGGCAUAUGGCUUAAACAAGAGGAAAAACCUGGACCUGAGAAGGCUUCCUCAGGCUGUCUACCGGAGACUCCGCUUUACCCUGGGGUUUAUACGAGUACGCCACAUCCUUAUAAUACCCUUCCUGGCAUCCCCUUCCCGGCCAAGCUCGACUUGUAUCCGCCGGCGGAGGAGAUGUACAAGUACCACAAAAACCUCUUCGAGAACGAGCUCAAAGAUGACUUUGAACAAAAAGUCAAGUGGCAGCAUGAGGUCACCAAGGCUCGCUGGGUCGGUACCGCUGAGAGUGGUCAAUGGGAACUGACUAUCCAAAAGCCGAAAAGCGGCGAAUCGGCGCAACGGUUUAAUCGUUCUUCGUUCUCUGCUGCGUGUACCCCGGAGUCCGAAAAGGAGACGAUACAAGAGAAAUUUGAUCAUCUCAUUGUCGCCGUCGGUCAAGCUGCGUACCCUCGAAAAGCUAAAUUCAGGGGAGAGGACGAGUGGCUUUCCAAAAACGAUGAAAAGUUGAAGCUUCCGAGGGAGAUACGACAUUCGAUCUACUACAUGGGCCCAGAACCUUACGCUGGUCGCACCGUUCUUAUCGCCGGGUCUGGUGGUGGUGGUGAGGAUAUUGCACGGGACGUUAACAAAAGCGCUAAAAAGGUAUACAUUGCACGAUCGUCAACGAACCAGUGCCCGCUUAAUGGUGAUCCUAUCUCAGUGGGUCGAUUAUCAUACUUCAAGGAGGAUGCCAUCUGCUUCGUGGACAGUGAGGGGGCAACCAAAUGUGAGGAAGACAUCGAUAGCGUCAUUCUCGCAACUGGAUACGAAACGAAAAUCCCCUUCCUCACAAAAGGAGGUGCACUUGCCGAGCAUUCAGAUAGAAGGUCAUGCAACACCGAAUAUAUCGAUGAUCAGAAGCUCUCGACCAACGGUAACGGAAUACACCCUCUUUACAAACAUACUAUGAGUUUAAGCUCCGACUUUCCUCCUGACUCCCUUUUCAUCCUUGGGCUACCAAGAGAUUUCCCACCUGCACUCUUAGCCGUUGCCCAAUCAAUCUUCGCCACUCGAGUGAUCAAGGACGGAUCUUUCGUGAACAGAGACGCGCUCUUCCGGGAAUUGGCGUGUGAAGAGACACGUCAAUGUAGUCAGUGCCCCCGUGAUCCAAGGAAGCGGUGCAAGUAUGAUCCAUUCCAGCGGGGACAUCGACUCGUCGAGGUUGCGGAGCGAGACGAAUCGAACAUCCUCAUGAACGGUCUGGUAGAUUUCCUCAAGCAGAAAUGUGCGACCGAGUUGCCAUCAUUGCCCGGGACCGGAGAUCGGUUCGUCGAUGAUCGGAGGCUUAGAGUGAAUCGUAGGAGUGUGAUUCCAAGGAUCAAAUGCUACUGGGACAACCUUGAGGAAGAAGAGAGGAAGAAGCUUCUUGAGCGAAGGGCGAACGAGGCUGAUUGGUUUGAACUAGUUAAUGGUUUGAUAACCCUUUCCGAUCCGACGAUUCAGUGCAAAAAAGCAACGGGGGGCAUCCAGGAUGUUUAG
Cantharellus anzutake is the source of this 1752-nucleotide messenger RNA. RefSeq lists its product as uncharacterized. Bases 1 to 1752 code for a protein of 583 amino acids. The record is from RefSeq and is a predicted model, not a curated record. Lineage: Eukaryota; Fungi; Basidiomycota; Agaricomycetes; Cantharellales; Hydnaceae. Gene Ontology annotation, molecular function: N,N-dimethylaniline monooxygenase activity; NADP binding; flavin adenine dinucleotide binding. The transcript has 4 exons.